Molecule: messenger RNA, 885 nt
Organism: Dromaius novaehollandiae (emu)
Lineage: Eukaryota; Metazoa; Chordata; Aves; Casuariiformes; Dromaiidae
Product: sulfotransferase 1 family member D1-like
Exons: 7
Biological process (GO): sulfation
Cellular component (GO): cytoplasm
Molecular function (GO): aryl sulfotransferase activity
Source: RefSeq, a predicted model, not a curated record
AUGGGCAGGGAGGACAUUGUCCAGGAGGAGCUGGGCACCCUCCAGGGGAUCCCCCUCUACAAGUGGUUCAUCAAGGGCUGGUAGCAAGUGCAGGUUUUCCAAGCCUGGCCCAAUGACCUGCUCAUCUGCACCUUCCCCAAAUUGGGCACCACGUGGCUCAGUGAGAUCGUGGACAUGAUCUAUCACGAUGGCAAUGUGGAGAAAUGCAAGUGGAAUGCCGUCUUCAACCAGGUGCCCUUCCUGGAGAUGAACGACCCCAAUAUGCCGAAUGGCAUCGAGCUGCUGGCCAAGACACCUUCGCUGCACCUGGUGAAGACCCACCUCCCUGUCCAGCUGCUGCCUGUCUCCUUCUGGGACCAGGACUGCAAGGUGAUCUAUGUUGCCCGCAACCCCAAGGAUGUGGCCACCUCCUCCUCCUACUUCUACCAGAUGGCGAAGAUGCACCCUGACCCCAGCACAAUGGAGGAGUUUCUGCAGAACUCCACAGCUGGAAAAGUGGCCUACAGGUCCUGGUAUGCCCAUGUAAAAGACUGCUGGGAGAAGAGGCAGGAGAAGCGGCUCCUCUACCUCUUCUACGAGGACAUGAAGCAAGACUUCUGGCGUGAGGUGCAGAAGAUCGCCCAGUUCCUGGGCAAGGAGGUGGCUGAGGGCAUGGCAGCAAAGAUAGUCCACCACACCUCCUUCCAGGAGAUGAGGAAAAACCCUGCUGACAACUACAAGACCCUGCCGAGCUGGAUGAUGGACCACAGCCUGUUGCCCUUUCUGCGGAAAGGGAUUGCAGGGGACUGGAAAAAACACUUUAUGGUGACCCAGAACAAACGCUUCAAUAAGCACUACGAGGAGCAGGUGGAGGGCUCCGACCUCUGCUUCCACAUGGAGAUAUGA